AUGGUGACUGUCAAUGUAAAUUGUGUCUGUGGAAAUCUUGUCACAAAAUGGUCAUCCCAACCCACCAUUGGUCGACAGCCUGUAGGCAACAUCCUUACCGCAGGAGCAAUACUGCUAGGGGGGCAAUCUUAUGAGAAGAUGGCAUUUUUUGCAAGUUUACUCAACUUAGAAUUUAUCUCACGGACAACGUUCAAUGGAAUUCAGGAGUCGAUGCUCUUCCCUACUAUUAAUACUUUUUACCAGCAAGAGAUUCGGGAGUGCAGGGAAGCAGUACGAGGAAGACUUGUCACUGUUAUUGCAGAUGGCCGUUGCGAUUCACCCGGCUACAAUGCGAAGUACUGUACUUAUACCUGCAUGGAUUCUGCUACGUAUAAAGUCAUUGCCAUGGCUUUAGUCCAGGUUUCGCAAGCCAAUAGUUCAGUCGCUAUGGAGAAGGUGGGCUGUAAGAUGUCGUUGGAUGACAUGCUGGCUGCUGGGGUCGAAGUUAAGAUUUUCGCCACUGAUCGGCACGGUGGUAUAAGAAAGAUGCUGCGAGAGGAGUACGAAUGGAUUGAUCAUCAGUUUGAUGUAUGGCAUUUCGCCAAAUCGGUUGUGAAGAGACUAACCAACAAGGCAAAGACCAGAGAUUGUCAGGAUCUUGCACCGUGGAUACAGCAUAUCUCUAAUCAUAUUUGGUGGUCUAGCCAAAACUGCAGAGAGGAUCCGGACAUGCUAGUAGAAAUGUUACAAUCCAUGACACAUCAUCUAGUUGACGUACACACUUGGAACUCUGGAGAAAAAUUCCACGAGUGUGCCCAUGCACCACUGACUGAUGACGAAACUGAAGAGAGAAAGUGGCUUGAGCCGGGAUCCAAAGCGCAUGAAGCCGUUCAGCAAGUCAUUUUUGACAAGCUACUAGUGAAAGAUAUGAAGCAUCUGACAAAGGCCUGCCACACUGGUGUACUAGAAUCAUACCAUGGACUAUACUUAAAGUAUUGUCCAAAGAGGCAGCACUUUUUCUACCCAGCGAUGCUUGCAAGGGCAGUUGACAGUACUUGA
Lytechinus pictus (painted urchin) is the source of this 1038-nucleotide messenger RNA. RefSeq lists its product as uncharacterized. NCBI's taxonomy places the organism in Eukaryota, Metazoa, Echinodermata, Echinoidea, Temnopleuroida, Toxopneustidae. The record is from RefSeq and is a predicted model, not a curated record. The coding region runs from base 1 to 1038 and encodes 345 amino acids. The transcript has a single exon.